AUUAAUCAACCUUAAGCUUUCCGUUAGCCUCUACGAGAUUAAAGAUGCAGGGGCAUAUGAAAGUUUUUAUUGCAAAUUUUUAAUUGAUUUAAGUGAGUGGAAAAGGACGUCAGUGAUUACAAACUUUUUAGAGAAUAAAGUAAAAGGUUUGGCAACAAGUCAAAUUAUUAUUAGAGAAAAAUUCGUUGUAGGGGAUUUGCCCCCCUACUUUCAGCGCACUCAAAUCGUCCUAUAUGGGAGAAAUAAGCAAUUAGAAAGUUGCCUAGGUUUGGUAGAAAUUCCAAGAGAAUCAUUGCCUGCUGUGAGUGGGAAAGAGGACUGGUACGUUUUAAGAGAUUUUGACACUGACAUUCAAAUCGCUGGGGAGGUUAAGUUACAAGUUGAAGCUUAUAAAACACCUCAAGGACCACAAAUAUCCCUUCUUUUUCUUGAGGGAAGAAAACUAAAUUUCACUGUUAGCAAUUCAAGUUUGCUUGCCUAUAUUACUCUAACAGAGAAAGGCUUUUCUGUUGACUUGGGGACUGUGGAAAUUACGAAAGGUCCAGCUCUUUUAUUUAAAAGCAAGGAAACGUCCUUCUGUUUAACCGAUGUGAAGGACCUUGAAAGCCAACAGAUCAUGGUCUGUCUGCAUAACGUUUCCCCUGGGGCUUUGACCUGCGAGGACUCUCUUGUAGGAAAGUUGGUUAUUCCUUUAAAAUACAUCCGUGUCGGCUCAAAAGUAACUUCAUGGUACCCGCUAAACCGUUACUAUCCACUCACCCUGGGCGAUCCCGUCGGCACUAAAGUUCGAAUGAAGCUCUUCUAUUCGAACCUCCCAGUUCUACCCACGCCAGCGUAUGAACCGAUUUGGGAAGUCGUAAAGGAUACUCCAACGUUUUUAACUGAAGCGUUGAACGAAGAAAGUCGGAAUAAGGAGGAUACUAGCAAGAUACUGCUAAAGGCUUUUCUCUCGAAGAAUUGUCUCCGAAUGCAUUUAAAAAAACUUUCUGAUUACGAGGUUUUUAACACCUGUGAACAGGGAGACAGUCUAUUCCGUUCUAAUUCCAUAACCACCAAAACGUUUGAAGCGUUUAUAAAGCGGGUUGGGCAUCAGUAUUUACGAAAAACCGUGGGCCCAUCCAUAGAGGCUCUUUUAAAAGAGAAGAAGUCGUGCGAGAUAAACCCAAGUUUUAUUAAGAAAGGUUCGUCUCUAGGGAAAAACCUGAAAACUCUAAAACGUCAUGUUUGUGGUGUUGUCGAGACCAUUUUAGCUUCAGUCUCCGAGUGCCCUAUAGAGAUCCGGGGCGCCAUGUACGACUUGAGAAAGAGUGCUAUGGAACGGUUCGGGCCAACUGUGCGCUACACGGCCGUUGCAGCUUUUCUGAUUCUGCGGUUCUUCAGCCCCGCAAUUAUGGGCCCUCAUCUUUUUGGCCUUGCUGAUAAAAUACCCGAUGACAAUGUCUCGAGAGCUCUUACGUUAGUGGCCAAAUGUGUUAAAAACGUUUUCUUUUUCGUCGCAUUUGAGGAAAAAGAAGAAUAUAUGCUGCCGAUGAAUCUCAUUAUUAGCAAUUAUACGGAUAAAGCAAAGUUCUUCUUCGACCGGUUCUGCACCGACAGUCAGCGCGAGUGCAGUCCACUUGCUAAUGGGGCCAAACGCUUAGCGUUACUGCAUCAGCACUUCGUUGCUCUCUUGCCUGACUUGAAAGCACGAGCAUUGAAAUGUACGGACAGUAAGCGCUGCCUCCAAAACCUUGUAUGUAUCGUAGAGGACCUGCAAGCAUUACUUUUAAGUAAAUUAAAUGCUUUAAAACUCCUUUCCAAGAGGGAGCGAACAUCUGUUGCCCCUCCCGGUCCUGUCGUGGAAAAGGCACCAAACCAGCAUCCUGGAGAAGUUUUUACUUGGGAACAUACUAUGGAUGAAGAAGCCUGUAAGUUAGACCGUAACGAGAAGUCGGUGGUUCGGCUACUGGUAAGAACAGUAGUGCAUCACGUCACUAUGCUUCUUACUCGGUACUCUGAUUCUGACGGAGGACGCACGUUCGGGCCUGUGCUUCAGAAUCUGAAUGAUUCUGUAUUGGGCACAUAUAAUGCGCAGCAUACGCACAUCGAAGCAUCUUCGUUUCUCUCAGUAAAGUACUCUGAGCUGACUGCCUUUGUGAAGUCGCUGAAGUUGUUGGCGGAGCAGUGCGACAGCAGCGGGUCUACUCUUGAGGCUGAAGCAUUGAUGAAAGAAGCCCUUGAGUUUGUUAAGUGGGUCAAAUUGUUUGCCAGUAAGACUUCUACUUUUCUCGAAGCAGAUUUUGAGUCUAGGGAAGACUUUAAAGAUUUUAAAGCGCAGCAGCCUGGGGAAUUAGCACAGCAACCCGAACCCAGUAAAAUGCACGACAUGGAAGCCCUAACACAAGACUUUGAUAGCCUUCUCGGCUUUGAUGCCGGGCUUCAGGACCUUAUCGUUGUCUGCGUAUUUGUAGAAGAGAGUUCGCCUCAUUCUUUGAAGACUUGCCACCGUAUACUGAAGCAGGCUCGCUCUAUCCAUGGUUACUGCUUUUCUGAUGGUGCCCAUGAGUGCAGCUGUACUUUUAACUCGCUCUUGGAUGCCUUGGCCUUCGUAUCCGCUACGCAGCACGCCUUACUGAAAGUUGACGUCAGUUGGCAGAUGAAUCAACCUAGUACUGAAGAAGCUUAUGCUACUGAGUCAUUGAUCCUCCAGAUGGGGUUCGGAAUUAGCGGCGGGCGUGCAGAAUGCAACCUUGAUAGCAUAACUGGACGUUUAGUAUACUCUGGGCCUCCUGUUCAGAGAGCAGAAAGUCUCAGGGAUGUCAGUGCCAGCGGGCAAGUUUUGGUUGACAAAGACACAUGGGAUAAUCUAGCUGAAAGCGUUACCAAAAUUCUUAAAGUUCGUGCUAGGGAAGUAGGGGAGUUGGGCCCACCGCGCUUUCCAAGCCGGCUAAAAGUUGUUCAGCUUGACCUUCCUGGCCUUCCUGAAAGACAGUUUCCGCCAAUAGUCAACGAUCAACAGGGGCACCGAAAUAUGUUUAUACGAAAGUUUAGGCUUCAGCAGAAAACGCUUCCAAGAGGUAAGGUUGCCUGUGUCUCUAUAUCCAUUAAGAAUAUGGAGAAUAUUCAAGAGAAAAAUCAUGCUGCCUUUUUGCAAGCUCUUCUUCUCUAUGAAGAAAUUAUAAAACGCUGUUCCGCCUACUGGCAUGGCCAUGAGCUCAAAUGUGACAACGGCGUUUUUGAAUCCCUUUUCAAAGAGCUUAAGAAAGCCGUGGCCUUUGCGUUGAUGUGCCACGAAAAACUGAAGGAGGCCCCGUGGGCGCCCGAUAUUUUAGAACUCCCGGAGGCCUCUACAACCCGAGGCGGCUCACAUAAUAUACUCGUGCAUAGAGGCCUUCGAGCGAAGAUAGGGAUCGACUACGGCCUCGUACUAUCCCUCCCGGACAGUUUGACCGGCACGUUUAGGUUCCGCGGCAAUGUGCUCCUGCGGGCCGCAUCGUUGAGAAACUAUGCGGACGGAGGGCAAACGCUGCUAUGCCAAGCACUGCUCCCCAAUUUAUUAUCUUCAGAUUUGCAGCAGCUCAAGGCCAGCACACGAGACAUUGGUUUUUUGGUGCUUCUGAAGUCGGGUAACCUGGAGCCAAUCUCGCAGAUUGUUAAGAAAGAGUUAAACUUCUACAAUUUCGUUGUUACUCCUGAUAAUAACCUGGUGCCGUCUUAUGAGAGACACACCAGAAGAAUUCAGUCAGGUCAUUCGGAGAUGUGGGCUUUGGUUGAAAACGAGCUACGCGCUAUAGAAUCACCAACCUGCGACGCUCCUCGCAGGCUAUGUGAAGUGUGCAAGGAAGCACUUUCGCCGUGCAGCGACUGGGUUAGCGUGGGCAGUAAGUCUUUUCAUAGGCAACACUUCACAUGCGUCUGUUGCAAGCACAGCCUCAUUGACCGCUGCUUCGUUGAAAGCCAGGACUCCAAAUUCUACUGCACGGAAGACUACGAGAGGAUCUUUGCCAAGGUCUGUGCCUCUUGUAACGGAAAAAUUGAUAAGCGAGAGGCUCAUCUUAAAGCUUGCGGGAAGUACUUCCACAGCGACCAUUUCUUGUGUGCUCACUGUGGCAUCAACUUAAAAACCAACCCGUUUAUGGAGGUCUACGGCCAACCGUACUGUCUGAAAGACUUUGAGGACUAUAUAGCACGCAGAUGCGCCGCUUGUCAUAUGCCUAUCGAGGAUGUUGAAUUCGUUGAAGCCAAAGACAACUCCUGGCACGUCUCUUGUUUCAAGUGUGAGAUUUGCUACAGUUGCCCAGAGGAGAACCAAACCUUUUACAUUCAAGAAGGGAACCUUCUAUGCCGCUCCUGCCGUCUAGCACAAGAGUCAUCUAGCCGGCAAUUACCCGGCAAGUUUUAUAAAACGCCAACCACCCAAUAAACUUAAGACACUAUGUGUCAUUA
Molecule: messenger RNA, 4425 nt
Organism: Zophobas morio
Lineage: Eukaryota; Metazoa; Arthropoda; Insecta; Coleoptera; Tenebrionidae
Exons: 37
Coding region: 617-4402 (1261 amino acids)
Biological process (GO): regulation of GTPase activity
Source: RefSeq, a predicted model, not a curated record